This is a messenger RNA of Didymella exigua CBS 183.55, 1578 nucleotides long. RefSeq names its product pathogenicity protein LopB. The transcript has 2 exons. The coding region runs from base 1 to 1578 and encodes 525 amino acids. Lineage: Eukaryota; Fungi; Ascomycota; Dothideomycetes; Pleosporales; Didymellaceae. The record is from RefSeq and is a predicted model, not a curated record.
AUGAGCUCCAAAGCGACCACCGAUAGGAUCGAGGGCGAUGCGCCUGGGCCGACAAAAGCGCAGAUCUUAGACAAAGUAUUCUCGCUUGCAACGCAGUUCAGUACUUGUGUCGAGGCCUUCAAUCUCAUCCAUCCUUCAAAGGAGAGCGACCAUGCGCAGAGGGUCGCGCUAGCAAAAUUAGGUGUGCAGCAGAGCAGACUGCUCAUCUUUGGCGAUGCAGUCGGGAUCUCAGCCCCACCUGCGACCAUCGCCAGGCACAUGAUCCCAAGCCAGCCAGGAAUCACGAACCCGGACCCACAUCUUCCCGUAAACUUCGGCGUGAGAGAUGAUCGUCUAGACAACGACACCAUUCAUGAAAAGAUCCGGAAAGCCUUGAACGAGAUCGCUGGUCGCCCGGGCCACCUGUCAAGAGACGAGUUGAUGGAGAGGUAUGGCUUGAAAAGCCCUAAGCGAUUCAACAUGCUCGAGCAUCCUGCAUUGGACACGAACCGCAUGGAGGCUUUCCGCGAGAAGUAUGGAUUGCUGCAAGACCUUGUCAGACAAAGCGGCGCUCGUGCAAAUAUCAAACGAAACAUGAGCAUAACCACAACCCAUUGGACAGUCAAAGACACCGCCAAGUUCGGUGAGUUUGUCAAGGCUGUUCGUGCCGAAGUGGACGGGUUGAUAGAUCUGCUAGGCGUCAAUGAGCAGGUUGAUCGUGGAAUGAAGAGCGACAUCCGAUCAAUGGCAUGGCAUCCGGAACUUUCGGGCCCUAUCAUACAACAGGACUGGGAGAAGCUGCGCCUCAUCCGUGAGGCUUGUGAGGCCAACUACCCACAGUACAUCGAAGUUGCUGACAGGGCGCUACUGUACUUGACUGAGGAGCUCAGAGAGACGGUUAUCGCAAAUCGCCGGUCGUCUCUUGGGGCCUCCCCAAUGGGCGGUGCAGCAGGUGCACGACGAAAGUCAGACUACGAGGUAAGAGCUCAUCUAGAGGCAACCCAGACAACUCAAAAGAGAGGCUCGACUGGCCCGGAAGAGAAGACUGCUAUUCAGUUGGCUGCGGAGGGUGUCUACGGUCCUCAAAGUCAGAAAGAGAAGCGACCCGGAUGGCUCAGCGCGUUCAAGUUCAAGUCCUGGUCAAAGAGUCACAAGGCCGAGAAGGAGCAAUCGAACAGCCUCCCGGAGGACCCGGUGCGCUCUCUAUCUGUACCAGAGAACGAGAUGCUGGACGUAGCUGCUAAGGACGGCUUCCACAGCCUUGAGCCCACACGAUCCAAGAGUGUUGGCGAGAUCCCAAGCGGACCAGCGGCACUGGAUCUGGACUCGAGACUGCACAACCUGUCUAUCAACGUAACGGGCAGCGUUGAGCGACAGGCCCCGAAGAUAUCAGUGGAUAGCCCGAGUAGCGCGACAUUCGACCAGAACGAGCUCGAGCAGAUUAAAACUGUCAGUAGUGACGGCAUGCAAGACUAUGUUGUGCCUGCCACGACAGUGAACAGCCUGAUCGAUCGCCAUGACAUGUACAAGGGAAUGGGUCGCAUUGAGACGAAAGACAUCAGGAACAUUGCACAUGUUCCCAGGGGCGGCUAUGAGUGA